UCACUGCCAGACAAGGUUUUUCUCAAGAAUCAUUACGAUGAUAAGAGAAUUUGGGCUGUGGAGGUAGCCAAAAUUGAAAAUGAUCUCUUUUUCCAAGCUGGCUGGUCACAGUUUCUUGCAGAAAAUUGCUUGGAGUUUGGAGACCUUCUAGUUUUUCAAUACAAUGGGGGUCAGGAGUUUGAUUUCAAAAUACUGGGAAAAACUGCAGACAAGAGGGAGGUAAUUUAUGCCUUUGACUUCAGUUCAGAAGAGCAGCAGGAAGAAGAGUAUCCGCAAGAAAUGGAAAGUGAGAAUAAGAGCAGGAGAGGUGCUGUUGGAUUGAAGACUAAGAGCAAUUCUGACAGUGGUAGACAGGAAGAGUUUGAAGAGGUAUCUUCCAAAAAGAAACAAAAGAGAGAUUUCCAAGGUUCUGCUGCACGAAAGAGAAGUCUCCAACGAAGAGAAAUCUCUGAGAACAAGGCUGGGAGAUCAAUCAAAGCCUGCGGGAAAGGUGUCCAUUUCAUUGAUAACACUGCUGAUGCGGAAUUUAAAUCAAGAGAUGAUCGGCCUAUAACUCCAUGUUUUGUGGCAAAAGUUGAUGAAAAGAGGUCAAAUCUAGUGCAUGUUCCAAAAGAUUUGGUUACGGCCUGUGGUAUUUAUCCUGAACAAACUGUGACCAUCCUUGAUCCUGCUGGGAACAAACGGACCACAAAAGUUAAGCAGUGGCAAGAUGGACGAUUUGUCAUGGCUGGAAGCUGGAAAUUUCUGUUCAUAAGGAAUGGUAUGCGCCAUAAGGACUCCUUCCUUUGUGAGUUUGUUCAAGGUGCAGAUCCAAGUGAAGCUUUGAUUAAAGUUUAUCCUCAUCGGAAAAAAUGACUCUAGCAGUUCAGGUGCUGCUGAGCCUUCUGAAGCUUGAAAUCCUAGAGUUUUGGAAUCAAGAAAGUAGUCGUCAAAAGUUAAAAGUUAGUUUGCAGGUGAUAAUUCAGUUAAAACUAUGUGCAACUUGAACCUUGUUCUAAUCAAUGUUGCUCUAUCUUCGACUUGUAGCUUCUUAGUCUUUUCUGUUAGCUUCUAGUGUUUUAGUGUCUCUCAUCGACUCAAAUUUCUGAUGUAUUUGGGCGUCAAUUAAGUUAUUUUAGCUAGCCCAAAAGUAUAUUUUAUCCCUA
Coffea arabica (coffee) is the source of this 1145-nucleotide messenger RNA. Its product is annotated as putative B3 domain-containing protein At5g66980. NCBI's taxonomy places the organism in Eukaryota, Viridiplantae, Streptophyta, Magnoliopsida, Gentianales, Rubiaceae. The record is from RefSeq and is a predicted model, not a curated record. Gene Ontology annotation, molecular function: DNA binding.